Molecule: messenger RNA, 2362 nt
Organism: Capsaspora owczarzaki ATCC 30864
Lineage: Eukaryota; Filasterea; Ministeriida; Capsasporidae
Exons: 1
Coding region: 1-2232 (743 amino acids)
Source: RefSeq, a predicted model, not a curated record
AUGGCCAGUCACGAUCCCGCUUCAUCGUCCUCGGCUGCUCGCCAGUCGCCCGCUCCAACAGCAGCAUCAAGUGCAUCCAGCUCCCUUCAUGCACCAGCACCCUCAGUGCGAGGGGUUGGGCCUUCCAAUCGCCGCCAUUCAGCUUCGGAUUCAGCUUCUUCUUCCACUCCAUCCUCAGCUUUGGAUCACAACCCUCAGCAGUCGUCAUCCUCGUCCUCAUCGCCCGCAUCGUUGAGCUUUGUGAGCCACAGCUACGCUCCGCCGGCCAACCGCACCCGGACAGCGUCAAUCGACGCCUCGCCAGCUUACGCCCAAGCAACAGCAGCAGCAACAGCCCAGCCAACAACCGCGCCGACGACUCCUCAUCCACCACGGCCUGCUCCUGCUGCCCCAUUUGCAUCCGUCGUAGCACAACAGCAGGCAAGCACGCCAUCCGCCGCGACGACAGCCAGUGGCACCAGCAUUAGCACGAGUAAGCCGCAGAUGCUGCUCGAGGAGAGCCCUCAGCAUGGCCAGAUUGCAGCCGCGCUGCUGCGUCGGCAGUACGAUCGCGUGCGAGACCGAGCCAGAAUGCGCACCGACCGACUCCGCAAGUUCGUCCAAGGCAGCGCAGGCGGCGCAGGAUUAGGCACAGGCGCAGGGUCAGGCCCAAAGCAGCGAAACCGGCUGUCGUGGUCGUCCGCCAAUCGAGCUGGGUCCGAGUCGAUGGCUGUGGACUCGGAUGCAGGACAUUCUGCUUUGAACGCUCAUUCUGGUACUAGCACUGCUGCGGCGGCGGCUGCGGCUGCGGCGGCUGCGUUGGCGCGCACACCGACGAACUCUGCGGCUUCGAAGUUGGACCAUCGAGAUCAACACGCCACCGCCGACGCUGCCGCAUUCGACGAUCAAGACGUUGGUGCCAACGUGCAGUACGCUCAGGACGAGUUUGACGAAAUGAACGAAGGCGAGGAUAUGCUCGAGGACGCAGAAGAGCCCAUGAACGAGGAUGAUUUGGACGUCCACCCUGCAGACCUACGGCGACGCCAAGGCGUUCGCCAUCGCCGAAUGGCGUGUCCUUAUUGCAAGCGGCUCUACCGGACCGCUUGGUCAUUAGAGCGACAUGUCAUCGCCGAACACCCCGGAGGCGCUGCAUCUCUUAAACCCGUUCGCAGACCAAAUCCGUGCUUCCGCUGCGGCAAAAAGUUUGCAACAGACUACCAGUUAGUGGCCCACUUGCAACAAUCCCACGCUGGUGUCACUGAAUAUGCUUGCCCGUUCUGCUUCAAGAUCUUUAAUGCACAACGAGGUGUCUCAGUCCAUAUCGGCAUCAUGCACCAAGGACUGCCAAUACCAGACAUUGGCGAAGCUGCGAUGCCAGGCGAAGGCGCACCGACAGGGGUAGAACUUGUUUGUGACGCGUGCCAUCUGUCGUUUUCAGAUCAGCUCGCCUUUGAUGAGCAUGACUGUCCGCCGGCGACCUCAAUGCGAAGCACACUCCCCAGCGGUCCCAAAACUGAACUUGUCUACGAGGACGAUUGGGCAGAGCCCCACUUGGCCGACGAGGGCGGCGCCGAGCAGGAAGGCCAUGAUCAGCACUAUGCCAUGGAUACCGAGAAUGACGUUGUGGCUGAGGACAGCAACGGGGACGAGAACGAUGGAGGCCAUGCCGAAGAUGAACACGGCGCUGAUGAAGAGCACGACGCUGGUGAAGAGCACGAAGCUGGCGAAGAGCAGGACGCUGGCGAAGAGCACGAUCAUGACGUAGCAGGCGACAUUGAAGAUACCAAGCCCAAUGAAGAAGAAGCUGAAGACCUCGAAGAUGAUGAGGAGGACGAGGACGAGGACGAUGAUGGCGAGAUUGGCGGCGAUGAUGAUGAUGCAAGCGACUUUGACAAUUACGCGGAACACGCUCGUCGAUCCCCGCGAGCCCGUCGUCUUCGGCGGUCGUUUGACGGCGACGCUCGCCCCGUGGAUCCAAACACUGUUUGCCCAAAAUGCCACACGUCAUUCUCAAGCAACAACAGCAUGAUUCAGCAUCAUCGCACCCGGCAUGAAGGACUGAGAUUCUUCUGCCCAUUGUGCGACAAGCCCUCCACGCAAUCGUCGAGUCUGCUAACACAUUUGCGCACAGUGCAUCCCAAGGACGAGAAACGGUGCCCAAAGUGUGACUUGCGAUGGUCUGCCUCGAACGUUCUCGACUUCUGGCUUCACGUGCGGACAGCCCACCAUGAUGAUUUUAUUCGCCCGUUGUAGCGCAAUACAGAGCUACCGUGCUGUGGCCGCGCAUUGAGUUUUUGCUUUUUGCUUUUGGUGUCUUGUUUCUUGCGUGGCUUUUGUUUGUUGGCUUGUUAUUUUUUCAACCACAAUUUAUAUUUUAUUGCAA